Cajanus cajan (pigeon pea) is the source of this 3457-nucleotide messenger RNA. The record is from RefSeq and is a predicted model, not a curated record. NCBI's taxonomy places the organism in Eukaryota, Viridiplantae, Streptophyta, Magnoliopsida, Fabales, Fabaceae.
AAUAACCUUAGUGAUGGGUCCGUUUUCGCCUAAGCUUCGUGUGGUGAGAGUGAGACGAUAGCCGCACCAAAGAUUAGAGCUUCCUCAACCCUUCUUCUCAGGUUCAUUUACUAUUCACUUCAUUCAAAUCUUCGUUCACGUUUUCCGUUUAUUAAGGAAAGAUGCAAUCAUUCUCGUACCAUGUUGUUGUUGGUCGUGUUUUUGAAUUCUUGAUGAGAGACCCUCUCUGUUGGCAGAGUAGAAGAGAAAUUUCAAAACUUGUGUAAUGGGUUUACCUCUUGCACAUGAAGAGAGCAACUAUCUUCUCUUGUUUCCAUUGUUUUCACUAUCAUUAUAAUAAUUCAUUUACGGGUUUUGGUCCAAGAUGUUUGAGUGUGAAAUUUUCCUCUUCUUUGGGUUCAAGCAAUGCCAGGCCUUUUCCUGAUUACUCCCCAAGAAAGCCUUCAGUCACAGACAGUGACUUUGUGCACCACAUUUCCACCACCAUUAAGCAGCGCCGCGCCGAGCCCUUUCGCCGGAUUCUCAGGCCUUUUGAGUCUAGGUUUAAGCCUGAUCAUGUCAUUUGGGUUCUCAUGAACAUCAAGGAUGACUAUAAACUUGUGUUGGAUUUCUUCAAUUGGGCGAGCUUGCGCCGGGACCCUUCCUUGGAAGCCCUUUGCAUUGUGGUUCAGAUUGCUGUGGCUUCUAAGGAUCUGAAAAUGGCUCACAGGCUGGUUUUUGAGUUCUGGGAAAAGCCCCAUUUGGAUGUUAGUAACUCCUUUGCUCGCUUUUCGGAGAGGUUGAUUUAUACCUACAAGGACUGGGGUGCACACCCUCUUGUGUUUGAUGUGCUUUUUCAAGUUCUUGUUGAGGCAGGGUUGCUUCUAGAAGCUGGGCAAUUGUUUGAUAAGUUGGUAAAAUAUGGUGUUCUUGUCACUAUAGAUUCUUGUAAUUUGUUUCUAGCUAGGCUAUCUAACAGUUUUGAUGGGAUAAAGACGGCAAUUAGGGUGUUCAGAGAGUAUCCAGAAGUGGGUGUUUGUUGGAACACUAGGUCGUAUAAUAUUAUUUUUCAUUCGCUUUGUCAACUGGGUAAGGUAAAAGAAGCACACAAUCUGCUCAUACAAAUGGAGUUUAAGGGAAAUGUUCCUGAUGUUGUAAGUUAUAGCGUUAUAAUUAAUGGAUAUUGUCAGGUUGAACAGCUAGGCAAGGUCUUGAAGCUCAUGGAAGAGUUGCAGAGAAAGGGCUUAAAACCGAAUCAAUACACGUACAAUUGCAUAAUUGCUCUUCUUUGUAAGAGUGGUAGAAUAGUUGAAGCAGAGCAAGUCUUGAGGGAGAUGAUAAACCAGAGGAUUUUUCCGGAUAAUGUGGUCUAUACUACUCUCAUCAGUGGGUUUGGCAAGUCUGGGAAAGUUUCAGCUGAAUACAAACUCUUUGAUGAAAUGAGGCAUAAGAAAAUAGUUCCUGAUUUUGUGACAUAUACUUCCAUGAUUCAUGGUCUCUGUCAAGCUGGAAAGGUGGUGGAAGCACGCAAACUGUUUAGUGAAAUGUUCAGUAAAGGGUUGGAACCAGAUGAAGUUACUUUUACUGCUCUUAUUGAUGGGUAUUGCAAGGCAGGGGAAAUGAAAGAGGCAUUCUCUCUUCACAACCAGAUGGUUGAGAAGGCUCUGACUCCUAAUGUUGUCACUUAUACUGCAUUGGUUGAUGGCCUGUGUAAACGUGGAGAGGUAGAUAUUGCAAAUGAGCUUCUUCAUGAAAUGUCUGAAAAGGGCCUUCAACCAAAUGUCUGCACGUAUAAUGCAAUGAUCAAUGGUCUUUGUAAGGUAGGAAAUAUAGAGCAAGCCGUGAAACUUAUGGAAGAAAUGGAUCUGGCAGGGUUUUAUCCUGACACUAUUACAUAUACUACACUCAUGGAUGCUUAUUGUAAGAUGGGUGAAAUGGCUAAGGCUCACGAAUUGCUGCGGAUUAUGCUUGAUAAAGGACUUCAACCUACAAUUGUUACAUUCAAUGUGCUAAUGAAUGGAUUUUGCAUGUCAGGGAUGUUGGAAGAUGGUGAAAGACUAAUCAAAUGGAUGUUGGAAAAAGGCAUAAUGCCAAAUGCCACAACAUUCAAUUCUCUUAUGAAACAGUAUUGUAUUAGAAAUAACAUGCGUGUCACUACUGAGAUUUAUAAAGGGAUGCAUGCUCAAGGAGUGAUGCCUGACAGUAAUACCUAUAAUAUUUUGAUUAAAGGUCAUUGUAAAGCUAGAAAUAUGAAAGAGGCAUGGUUUUUGUAUAAAGAAAUGGUUGAAAGGGGAUUUAGUCUUACUGCUGCUUCCUAUAAUGCUCUUGUAAAGGGUUUCUAUAAGAGGAAGAAAUUUGUGGAGGCUAGGAAGCUAUUUGAGGAGAUGAGAGCUCAAGGGUUCGUUGCAGAAAAAGAGAUAUAUGAUAUUUUUGUUGAUGUAAACUAUGAAGAAGGGAACUGGGAAAAUACUCUUGAGCUUUGUGAUGAAGCAAUAGAGAAACUUCUUGUUAAGAAAACUUAGUUGACUUUUGUGUACGCCAUUUUAUGAUGGAAUUAUCAGGGGCAGUAAUCGUUAUUUGUGUCUGCUUCUUCUCUCUUGGUAGUUCCAUUGAAAGUAACUUGCUUAUCUUGACACCAGUGACUCUCAUCAUUAAAAGAGUGACACUUGACUUCCAGUGUUCCCAAUAUUUGAAGAGCAUAAGGAUAUGGUGUUUACAUAAAUCUCACUAGCCUCAAUUCUCAAUCCCCACAGGUCGAGGGAAAGACAAGUAUGCCUGUUUUUCAAAACUUUUUGAUUGCACUAUUUGUAACCUCGAAUGCCCAAGGCUAAAAAGUUGACUUGUUGCUUCACCUGCCUAAAGUGAGGUGUUGCCCGGAUGAAUAGCCAUUAGCCAGUGAAAGCUAUAGUGGCUUUAUUUGAUUUAGUUGUCAAUUAGAAAGACUGCUAAAGAUUAAGUGCUCCAUAGUUGGUCAUUUUGGUGCUGGUACUUCUAAAGAUGCUCUGGUGAAGACUGAAAAUAUCAAUUACAGGGAUUUUCUUCGAUUGGUUCAGUCACGUUUGGGCCUAAAAAAGCCCAAAUCAAAGCAAACUGGAGGCAGUAAUAGUUGGGCCCUUUUCCAAUUCAGCCCAUCAGGUUGGGCGGUUUGUGGUCUACUUGGGUUGGUAUUAGUGGUUUGGGCUGUUACUUUUGGGGGCCUUAUCAAAAAAGAGGAGUUGUGAUGAUAGAGUAAAAAGGGAAGAAGAAAGCAAAUUAACAAAAGUUGAAAACAAACAUCCAUUUGUGCAUAUUUUCUUUCUGGACAGCAGCUAUCUCUUCAGUCUAAGUUGAGAAUCACAUGCCAUUUGUUCUACUGAAAGCCAACUUUCAAGUAUUUGAUUUGAUCUAUUAACAACUCAGUCGUUAAUAUUCUGAAUUGAAAUACUAGUGUGCAUUCAAAAUUUCAAUAAAUUGUUAUCCAUUUUUCAACAUUACUGAU